Molecule: messenger RNA, 10717 nt
Organism: Pipra filicauda (Wire-tailed manakin)
Lineage: Eukaryota; Metazoa; Chordata; Aves; Passeriformes; Pipridae
Gene: AP1G1
Product: adaptor related protein complex 1 subunit gamma 1
Exons: 23
Coding region: 4268-6904 (878 amino acids)
Biological process (GO): intracellular protein transport; receptor-mediated endocytosis; Golgi to vacuole transport
Cellular component (GO): membrane coat; AP-1 adaptor complex; Golgi apparatus
Molecular function (GO): clathrin-cargo adaptor activity
Source: RefSeq, a predicted model, not a curated record
UCCUCACUUUUGGAUAGUUUAAAAGAAAUGAGUUGCAUAAAGAGAACAUGCCUUUUUAUUGGUUCAGGGGGAGGAUUCCUGAAUAGCAGAGGGAGGAGAAUCACUGAGGUAGAACCUUUUGUGCAACCCAGAGAAUAGGAAAAAAGCUGGAAUUCUAUUUUCAAAGGAACUUAGACACCUGCCACCAUUUGAACUAAUCUGAGUUAGGUAUCUGACUCUCUCAGAAGUUUUCAUCUUGAUAGUAGGUUCUUCUGAGGAGCAAGGCCUUCACAAUGAGAAAGGGGAAACAGAUCUGAUGAGGGAGAAGAAUUCUGUGUACAAUCCUGCCAGAUACUGUAAAUAUUAACUAUUAGGCUCUUUUCAGGGCCUGAUUUCUGGGGCUUGUAGUUAGCAAAGAAAUGGCCAAGGGAAACUCCUACUGUAAACCAAAGGAGGAAAUAGGUAACUACUUCUAAAAACUGCCUUGUUGUUUAUGCUAAUGUGCAAAGAAUAAAAGCAUGUGCCUGUGCUGGUGAAAAAUGUUAACUAAUCUUGAAGAACAAGAUCUACUGCUUUGGAGGAAGUUAUAAGCAGCACUUAGGCACCAGCUAAAUUAAAACUCCGGGUCUGCUUUGGUAGAUGAUACUGUUGUCCUCCCAUUGUUGCAUUAAAGGUCUGUUGGCAUUAUGAUAGACUUUGGAAUUGUUGAGAAUAGGUAAAUGCUAAUCUCUUCUGGAAUGUUUCUGAAUUUAAGUGUUCUUAUGGCCCAAGUUUCUUCUCAUCUGCAAUACCUACUGCUUAUGCUUACUUGCAUGUUUGAAACUCCAAACUGAGGUGAAAUUUCUAAGGUAUUAACAUGCAAAAGAAUCUGAAAGUCGAUGAAGGCAGAGAACAGGUACCUGCUGCAAGAAUUUCUUGGUAUUAAGAGAAGGCUUGUGGAGGGGAAGAAACCCCAACGUGCUGUGUGGCAUGGGAACUGUGUUGUGUUGAAAUGCUGGAAGAGUGUGUGCACAAGAAUGGAGCUCAAGCUUCUAGGAUAAGCAUGUGAGGUGAUUUGUGAGGGAGAGACACUAUUUUACAUAGAUGGGUGCAAAACCUUUUUUAUGGGAAGCAUUUAAAGGUAUAUUAAAAAAGCCGAAUGAUUUAAUAUUGACUGAAAGAAAAAGAGUAUGUAGUUGCAGCAAAAGGAUGGAAGUUCUCCAUGUUGGAAAAUAAACCAUAGCUUUGUCUUUUGUCCUUGAUGUUGUCCUCCAUCAGAGCAGUUCUAAAUCGUUCUGUUCUCAUCAGGCAGGAAGCUGGUGUGAGACGCAGGUGCUCUUAGGCAGUCUUAGGUUGGACUGUGUCUGUGGGACUGUGUCAGUGUGUUACAUGAGUGAGGACAGCAGGUAGCCUCAGAAUUUGGCUGUUGAGACUUACUCAUCAAUUCUCUGCUUUUUGUGCUGGUUUCUAAUUGCUUUCCUGUGGUUGUGGGGUGAGGAGAAAAAAUAAUCUUUACGAUGUGCCUUGCUGAUUCUUUAUCUAUGCAAGGACAUUUGUAAAUGUGGGUUGUUCAUUUUGUCAGCACCUGGAUGAUGUUUGGGUGCAGUCCUGUUAGAUCUUCAGUGUUUGUUUUCACUGUACCUGCCUUCUCAGUGAGGUAGGAAGUCCUGCCUAAACACUGGGGAAGGAUGCAAAAAAUAUUCAUAGAAAGUUGCACUUAGAAUAUAUGGUAACUUUGUUCAAUUCUCUUUUUCGUUGACUAGAACUGAAUAGGCAGUCUGUCCUUUUACUUUCUGUUGUCCAGGGCCAAACUUAAAGUGCUGAAGCCUUCCAUGGGCAUACUGACAGAAAGUUUUGGACCCAUGGCAAGGAAAGCACUGGGCUUGUAGAAGUCACAGGCUGCAGAUAUCAGUGUUCAGCAGUUUAUAAACUCUUCAGAUAUAGAGUGGGAGCAAAGCAACUUGUAUCAAAGCAACUUGUUGCCGAACUUCAGUUUGUUUGCAGAUUAUGUAUUGGUGUUUCAAAAACUUUCUAAACAGAUCUUUCUUUAAAAUAACAGUCAUAGUUUUAGCUUACAGUAGACACUGCCUAUCUUCUCAGGAACAGCAAAGUUGUAGAUCAGCUUAAUUAGGGUGCAUGGCCAUAGCAUAAGUGUGGAUUACUGCUGGAGAGAACCCUUCUCCUCUUUCCCACUUGGUCUCUGCAUGUUCUCGCUGCUCCCUUUGUGUCUGCACAAGCCGGACUGAUGUGUCUGGGCACUGCUCUUGGGAGGAAAGGGGAAGGCUGUUUCUCAGAUGUACAGGUUGCCUCACGUGGUGCACUGUCCCUGGAAUGCCAGAGUCAGCACAGUGGAAGGACUGGAGCCACCUUUUUCAGCAUGAGCCUCCACAUGGCUGGUCUUGAUGAUUAUGAAAUUAUUGGCUGUAAACUGCAGAGGAAUAUUCCUGCAGUAGUGCUUUUAUUUUUGUAACUUCUGCCCAAUCUUCCAACAAGAGCAUGGCUUAUCAAAAUCAGUUUAGAAGCAUGUGAUAUAUGUGAAUAGUAGGUGACUCCAGGCUUUAAAAUUGGGGACUUUAAACAGACAGUUAUUACCCAGGAAGGAGUUUUUUGGGUUUAUGAUACUGUUAUGUGAAAAAUACAAAUUGAGCACUUUUUAGCAAUCAGAACUCCAAAAUGAGUGUUACCAAUUGUUAAGAAAAUAAUAGAGAGCAAAAUAGGAGAUAUUUAAUAUAAAUAAAUCAAUAGCACACCUACCUCUCAAGUGCUGAGUGCAGCAUUUUGCCCUCCUUUCCCUUCAGAAAGGAUGCAGAAGAACUGUAGAAUGUGCAGGCAGGGCAGCAGAGGUAAUGGUCAUGGAAGGACUUCUUCUGGAGAUUCUUAGUUCCCUGUGACUAUUUCUGUGAUGCUUGUUAGUGCAGCAUGAGUGCAUAGCAACAGUUAAUUUAUUCAUAUUGCAGUAAUGUGAGGAAGUGUUAUGAAUUCACAUGGAGAGACAAGGAGAGACUAAGGAAUAAUGUGUCCAAUAACCUUGAUCCUACACGUGCCAGCAUUUUGGGACACUUUACUUAUGCAGGAAGAACAUCUCUUCUAUUUUCAGAGCUGAAUGCUUUGUGUCUCUGUAAAUUCAAACUUUCUAAGUAUGAAGAUGGGGAACUGAAAUAUGAGGAGUCUACUUGGUUUGGCUGAAGAGGCUUAGUGUUAUGUAUGAGUUUAUAAUUGAGACUUACAGACCUGGCUUUGGCUGGCUUACUGUGAGGCCACCUUUACUUGUUGAACAUGCAUCUCUCUGCUUUUCUGAAAGCAAACAAGCCCCCUCUUAGCUCUGUAUGUGUCCUAGCCUGUCUGUGGUGUCAUGCAAGCUAGUUAGUGCAGUACUUGAAUGCACAUCUUUUUCUGAUAUGGUAAUGCUUAAAAUGUAUGACACACUGUUCUGGGGGGAUGGUGACCCAGACAAAAUCUGUAGUAGACUGCUAUGGCAACUUUUUAUGAGUUGGUGUGACAUUAUCUGUUAUCAGAAGGGCUCGGUUCCGUUCACAAGCUGGCAUGGAUGAAGGAAGGCUGUAAAGAUGCUUGUGUAGUCUGAGCUCCCAGAAAGUCAGAAGUGAGCUUUGGUGAGCAUGAACUAAAAGUUCAAUUGUUGAACAUAAUCCUAAAGUUUGGCUCCUGUUUGAGAGCCACUUCCCUCUUACCAGAUACUUGGUAGGCUACGUUGCUCUUGGGGUCAGAUGGCUCCGUCAAUAUUCCAUCUGAUGAGGUGAAGCUACUCUUGAAUGUUUUUGCACGCUCUUUUCGUACCAGUGCCACCAGACAGUAAUGUCACAGGCUUUGUUUGUUUCAGAAAAGGUGGUUCUAUUUGGGGUGUAAUAAAAGGAUGGUGUCAACUUGAUAUAUUUAUUUUUAAAACAGGAUUCUCUGCAAUAUCCACACAGCUAGGAUUGCUCUUCCCUCUGCUUUUCUGCUGACUUCCACACUGCUCUGAAGGAAGUGUAUAUGGCACAAGUUUGGAGGAGUUUUGAAGCACGGCCAUCUGAAGCACUUAUGUGAAGUCUUGUGGAAGUUAUUAAACAGAGUUGUCUUUUUUAAAGGAUUUCUGACCCAAGUUGUCAUGAUUCUGGGAUCAGCUGUCUUUGGAACCUGGCUUUUCUGGAGAGAGGCAGAUGAUAUGAAUAUGAGAGUACCUUGCAGAAUGCUGUUUCUGCCCGUUUCAAGUGGGGAGUCAUGUUCUAUUCAUUUGACAGGUGGCUCAAAUCACAGCAAUUCCCAUUUCUAAUGUUCUGGAAAAGCAAAUGUGAGGUACAAUGAAUUCCUCAUGUUCUCAAGUUUACUUUUAACCAUGCUACUGAAGCAACCUAUCUUUUCUUCAUUCUUUUACUUAUAUACUGGUAGGGUAAGAAAUAAAAAAAAUACGCAGCAGUAUGAGAACAGCAUGAAGCCUUUAGGUACAGUACCAGUUUUACAGACCUCUUUCUUCUCCCAGAGGAUGCCAGCCCCCAUCAGACUGCGGGAGUUGAUCCGGACCAUCCGGACAGCAAGAACCCAGGCAGAAGAGCGUGAGAUGAUCCAAAAGGAAUGUGCUGCUAUCCGGUCGUCCUUCCGAGAGGAAGAUAACACAUACCGAUGCAGAAACGUGGCAAAGCUGCUGUAUAUGCACAUGCUGGGAUAUCCUGCACAUUUCGGACAGUUGGAGUGCCUCAAGCUCAUUGCCUCUCAGAAAUUCACAGACAAGCGCAUUGGGUAUUUAGGUGCCAUGUUGCUGCUGGAUGAGAGACAGGAUGUCCAUCUUCUUAUGACCAAUUGCAUCAAGAAUGACCUUAAUCACAGCACACAGUAUGUGCAGGGGCUGGCACUCUGUACUCUUGGCUGCAUGGGCUCCUCAGAAAUGUGCAGAGACCUUGCAGGAGAGGUGGAAAAGCUCCUCAAAACUUCCAACUCCUACCUGAGGAAGAAGGCAGCCCUGUGCGCUGUUCAUGUCAUCAGAAAGGUGCCUGAACUCAUGGAGAUGUUCCUGCCAGCCACCAAAAACUUGCUGAAUGAGAAGAACCAUGGCGUUCUUCACACAUCAGUUGUCCUUCUCACAGAGAUGUGUGAGAGAAGCCCAGACAUGCUUGCACACUUUAGAAAGAAUGAAAAGCUUGUUCCCCAAUUAGUUCGUAUUCUGAAGAACCUUAUCAUGUCUGGAUAUUCACCAGAGCAUGAUGUGUCUGGGAUCAGUGACCCCUUUUUGCAGGUACGAAUCCUGCGGUUACUAAGAAUUUUAGGGAGAAAUGAUGAUGAUUCUAGUGAAGCAAUGAAUGAUAUACUUGCACAGGUUGCCACUAACACAGAAACAAGUAAAAAUGUGGGAAAUGCCAUUCUAUAUGAAACUGUGCUGACUAUUAUGGACAUAAAAUCUGAGAGUGGCCUGAGAGUCUUAGCCAUUAACAUUCUAGGCCGUUUCUUAUUAAACAACGACAAAAAUAUUAGAUAUGUAGCUCUGACGUCGUUGUUGAAAACGGUGCAGACAGACCAUAAUGCAGUACAGCGGCACAGAAGCACCAUUGUGGACUGCCUGAAGGAUCUGGAUGUCUCCAUUAAAAGGCGUGCAAUGGAACUGAGUUUUGCUCUUGUUAAUGGGAACAAUGUCCGUGGAAUGAUGAAGGAGUUGCUGUAUUUUCUAGAUUCCUGUGAGCCAGAGUUCAAAGCAGACUGUGCAUCUGGAAUAUUUCUUGCAGCUGAAAAAUAUGCUCCUUCCAAACGCUGGCACAUAGACACGAUUAUGAGAGUCUUAACAACGGCAGGAAGUUAUGUUCGUGACGAUGCUGUUCCCAAUCUGAUCCAGCUAAUAACCAAUAGUGUGGAGAUGCAUGCCUACACUGUGCAGAGACUCUACAAAGCCAUCCUUGGAGAUUACUCUCAGCAACCCCUGGUGCAAGUGGCCUCCUGGUGCAUAGGAGAGUAUGGAGAUCUUCUGGUGUCCGGUCAGUGUGAAGAGGAGGAACCAAUACAGGUAACAGAGGAUGAAGUUCUUGAUAUUUUAGAAAGCGUCCUGAUAUCUAAUAUGUCUGCAUCUGUGACACGAGGCUAUGCUCUCACUGCCAUCAUGAAGCUUUCCACAAGGUUCACCUGCACUGUCAAUCGCAUUAAGAAGGUAGUCUCCAUCUACGGCAGCAGCAUCGAUGUGGAGCUGCAGCAGAGAGCCGUGGAGUAUAAUGCACUUUUCAAGAAAUAUGAUCACAUGAGGCCAGCACUGCUUGAGAGAAUGCCAGUAAUGGAGAAAGUCACCACAAAUGGCCCUACUGAGAUUGUACAGACCAACGGAGAGACAGAGCCAGCGGUACUGGAAACCAAACCUCCACCCUCUGGAUUGCAGCCUGCCAGCCAGGCAAAUGAUUUAUUGGACUUAUUGGGUGGAAGUGAUAUAACACCUGUAAUCCCCACUGCACCUACAAGCAAGCCAGCCUCUGCUGGUGGGGAGCUCCUUGACCUCCUGGGAGACCUCAACCUAACAGGUUCUCCAGUAUCUGCCCCUGCACCCCAGAUAGCACAGCCUCCAUUCCUGCUUGAUGGACUCACAUCACAGCCUCUCUUCAAUGAUAUUGCUGCAGGAAUCCCCUCCAUUACUGCAUACAACAAGAACGGGCUGAAGAUUGACUUCACCUUUGAGAGGUCGAACACGAACCCCAGUGUCACUGUAAUCACAAUACAGGCCUCCAACAGCACAGAGCUGGAUAUGACAGAUUUUGUUUUCCAAGCUGCAGUACCAAAGACAUUCCAGCUGCAGCUCCUGUCUCCCAGCAGCAGUGUCAUCCCUGCAUUUAACUCGGGGACCAUCACACAGGUCAUUAAAGUCCUGAAUCCACAGAAGCAACAACUACGUAUGCGGAUCAAGUUGACGUAUAAUCACAAGGGCUCAGCAAUGCAGGAUUUAGCAGAAGUCAACAACUUCCCCCCUCAGUCUUGGCAGUGAGGCUCUGGCACCAUUCUUAUUCUCAUCCCACCCAAUCAAAAGAACUCUGGGAAGAAGGUUGUGAUCCUUGGCAAUCCCCCAAACUGCACCAUGGGCAUGGGGAACAGAUGAGACCUGCUGAUGAGGAGGAAUUUUCCUGAAGUGAUUGCUGACUUUGAAGCAUAUCUGUUAAGACUAAUCUCCUCUCCUCCGCUGAUGAGGCUGGUGGCUUGUGGACGCUACUGUGCACUCCCUCACACAUGCAUUCACAGCCAGAAGCAACAUUCCCUUCUCCCCUUCCCCCGCCUUCCCCUGGCCCCUCAAAAAGAAACACAGCCUGGUUGGAAGAGAAGUCUGGAAUUUCUAGCAGGGAAACUUUCUUCUCUCUGCAGCAAGUGAGCAGUUGCCCCUUCUUUCUGCUGUCUUUUUUCCCUGGGAUGGGCAAGGCGUGUCAUCAUUCAUUUCUAGCUGGAUUUCUCCAGGCAUUUUCAUCUGGGACUCAGAUGGGGACUUGGGGAAUGUCAGGCUGCCUUGCCUCUUUCUUCUUGUAUCCCAUAGGUCUGAAGGGGCUGGAGGCUUCUUAUGACCUACUCAGUGCAUUAUUGUAUACACCCACCUCUUAGUUAUGUGAUGGCAUACGAAGAGCAAGUGAGGCCUUGGGAGUUCAUCUGCAAACCUGGGACAGUGCAGGAAAAGAGGUGCUGGCAAGAGCUGGUAAAAUUGCGUUUGGUGCUGUACUUGGAAAUGAAGACCUUACACUUGAAUUUUCUUUCUUUCUAUCAGUAGCUACAGCCAUGCAGAUCCACAGUCUUCUGUAGCUUCCCCAGAAAGUGUAGCGAGAUAUGAGAAACGUAGGGAUCCAAGGAGCAGCUGAUUUCCUACCACAGACGGUUUCAAAGUCUUUCACCCUGUUAGUUGUGGUUUAUGGGUAGAAAAGACACAUUCAGUUUUGUAGAUCAGUCUUUGGGCAAGGGCUCUGCUCCUGCUGGGAGAGUCAUCAGAGACUAUGCUGCAAAGUUGCUCUUCCUGGUUAUUCCAGACCUUCUCCCCAAUUUAAUUUCCAGAGCCUGUUGUAGACCCCCUGGGUUCCAUUUGAGUUACUUCUGACUGGGAUAUUUGUGUUGUAUCUGUAAUAUUGGCACUGAAAUAAAGACCAUGCGGUUUAAAGAGACCUUUCCCAUUUUGUUACUUAAUUGAUCCUUGUAGUUUACUCCUUGCUCCCCUUUCAGGAGAGUAAUGUGCCAGUUCAGGUUCAGACUGAAAGUAAUUUUACUGUGUUUUGAACGGAAGCCAGUUGUUUGAGUAUUUGGAUCCAAAGAGGUGAGGUACAGUACCCCUGUGAGCUCAUGGAAAGCUGUGUUCAGGAUGUUCCUGUGGAACUGCUGGGAGGUGGUGCAGUUCAGGGCGGUCUUUCAGAGGCCAUGUGUAGGACAUAAAGCACAGUGUGACAAACUGUUCAGAUAUUCAGUGCUCUUCAGGGAGGAAGAGGGGAGGAUACAUCUUAGAUCUUCAUCUGUGAGUGUGCUGGUAAGCUGAAGGUAGGGUGCGUCUGCUGCAGUUCUGUUUUAGGGCUUUCCGGACAGUGAUCGUUGAGUGCUCUCAUGGCAAACUUAGACACAGCUUUUUGUGUCCGCAGAAGUGCUAAUACUGGGCUCCAGUCCUUGCCAAAAGUAUUGCAAGAGUGGUACACAGUGUAUUUUGGAAAAAUUGAAGACCUGUUCUGCCAUUGAAUUGGGAACAGGAGGCCACUAAAGGUUGUUCAGUCUGCUUUGGUUUUAACUGCAUUAAGUAAUAUAAGGUAGGACUGACUGUCACUGACAUAAGUGCCAGUCAUGUGUAGUGGAGUAAGUUUGUCUUCUCUCAGAGGCCUUUUUUACUACCUUACUGAUUAAACAGGUUUGGGCCUUUGGAUUAGCAAAGAGCUUUAUUCUACUAGAACUGGCAUCAGCAUGGGGUUAUAAAAUCUAGAAGAAUAAUGUAUGAUUUCCUUAAAAGUAACUUUGGGUUGUGGUAGGGUCAUGCCUUGGCUAUCAGUGGUGGGAUAGAUCCUGUGCUUCUAUCUAGAAGCAUUAUGAAACAGGCAGUCUAGCAGGAAAUGGCUGAAUUAAGGUACAUUUCCGGUGCUGAGCAUUUAACUUUGUUGCUUUCACUGCAGUUCUGGCUAUUCACCACCCCACUAGCUCAAACUCAGUGUUGAAACCUGACCAUGUUAAGUCUGUACUUCAGUGGGCUUUGAGGGCGUCCCAGAGAGAAAGCUAAUGGAAAGUCUUUGCCUUGGUUCCUGAGCUCCUUAUAAGCUCUCCUGUUCUCUUCACAGAAUUGUACAUGGUCACUUGUACUGAAAGCCAACACACCUUGCUCUCCCUUUGGUUUUGCUGGGAAGGAGCACUGGUGCGGGAGAUUAGAUGGGAAGGAAGAAGGAAAUGGUCUGUCACCUGGCGAGUUUGUUGCAGCAGAGUUGGGAACAGUGUAUCUUGUCCCUCUUGUCAUGCUUGUGUUCUGUCCCUAGAGCAGCUGGGUUUUGCUGUUGGUCUCUGGUAGGAUGAAUUCCUUCUGUGUUCUUGGCUCCUUCAGCCACCCUUGCACCGUGUCUGUGCUUGGGGAAAUGGGCACUUUGUCACAUGGGGGCUGGAGGAGGCGGCAGUUGUACCCGAGAUGUGUUUUGCAGGAAGCCAUCCCUUGGCUAUGAAGAACUCUUUUGUAGCAGCCAAACAUUCCGCUUGUCCUUGGAGCUCUCUCCCCUCCUCACUUAAGGGAUGGGCGCUGACAUUCUGCCAGAAGGAAGGCCAGGCUUCCCACCUUCCCGUACCUGCAAUCCCAGAUAAUGCUGCUUGCUCCUUGACCCCUGUGUGCUCCUCAAGCUCUGUGCUGCUGCUGGGGUUUCCCUCUGGAGAGUACUCACGUCUGAGGCACUCCCAGACUGAGUCCUCUUCCCACCAGCUGAAUGCAACAAUUCUUACAGGCCUGGUCAACGUUUUACUUGCUUCACUGUAAGGGGAAUAUAAAGGCAGCAAGAUACAGACUUCGUGGCUAAUCUUACUAACCUACAUGGAAGACUUUGGAGCUGGGAGAUAUUGAAUGUCUGUUUUUUUCAAGUGAAUGUAUUUUGAGUCAAAAAAUGACAGAAACAAUAGUGGCCAUAUUGGGCCUGAAGGGGGAGGAGACAUGGGAAGGUCCUAAAGUCGACUUUAUCCAGGUUUUGAUGGGACAAAAUAUGGCCUUGAACAACUUAUUGAAGCAAUAGCAGUGAGGGGACUGCCACCUUUACAGUACCUUGGAUCUAUAACUUGGAAGAUGCUGAAACAGCUGGGAAAGGUGCCAGUGCCUUCCCUGAGGCUGGUCCCAGCUGUGAGCUGCGGCAGCAAUGACGCUGGUGCACUUUUAUGUGUUCAUUUUCUACUUGGAGGCUGUGAGGGAAGGAGCUGCUGGACUACUUCCCUCUGAACUUUCACUCUAUUCCUGUAUAUUUCUUUUUCUUUCCUGAUGUUGUAAUUUAAAUUUUGCAUAGAGCCCCAAUUCCACCUCUUUGACAGUAUAGAGAAAAAAAUAAGCAAACAAAAAACCCCAUGAAAAUACAAACCCCCAACAAACCCAACCAAAUUUGAAGUAAGAACAUGCCAUUUGAGCAAGGAGCCCGGUGGCACUUGAAAUUCUGGAGACCUAUUUUUGAGAUGUGAAAAAUUUAAGUAAAUGCUGAGUCGUAGGUGAGUGAGGAGCUUAACGGAUGUAAACAUUUACAUGGGAUGCAUUAGACUUCUGCUGUGUGUAUUGUCUUUUGGUUGAAACAAAUUAUGAAGUGACUAAUAAAAUGAGUCAAUAUUCAAUGAUUUAAAA